UCGCUUGUUGAACAUUGCCACUUGGAACAGAUACGAACAGACACGAAACGGACUGUGUCAGGAGAGGUGGUCUUGCAUUAUUAUAAAGAAAUAGAUAUAUUAAUGUAAUAAAAUAUCUCACACAUCAUGGUCCUGAUGUCAUUAUGGUCAUUAAUAUAUCUGGGUUGAAAGAGUGAAAGCCCUGUGAUUUUGGUACAAUGAAUACAAAACUUAAUGAAAACGAGAUAAAGAAAAAAUUCCGUAAUGUGAAUUCCAUCGAGGGAUUCUAUGCCGGAAGUGGAAUUCUUAUUACUGGUGCGACUGGAUUCGUGGGCAAAGGCCUCCUCGAAAAAUUGAUACGCACGUGUUCACGCAUCUCUGCUAUUUUUGUAUUGAUCCGUCCAAAACGUAACCAAAUGAUAGAACAACGAUUUAAGAAGAUAAUAGAUGAUCCGAUUUUCGAUUGUGUCGGAGCACAAAACCCAACAAUUUUCUAUAAAAUUCAUCUCGUGGAGGGCGACGUGACUCUACCAAAUUUAGGUCUUUCGCAAAAAGACAGAGAUAUGUUGAUAGAGAAUGUAAACAUAGUGUUCCACAUUGCGGCAACUAUAAGUUUCCAUCAGCCAUUGAAUACGAUCGUCGAUGCAAAUGUGAAAGGUACCGCUAAUAUUAUCAAACUGUGCAAGGAACUCAAGCAUGUAAUCAGCGUUGUCUAUGUGAGCACUGCCUACAGUAAUCCGAAUCUAUCAGACAUCGAGGAAAAGGUCUACACCACAAACCUAGAUCCCUCUCUCGUGAUAGAUAUAUGCGACCGACAAGACAAAGAAUUGAUUAAUCUGCUCGAAGAAAGAGUUUUAAAAACUUAUCCGAACACAUACACGUUCAGCAAGAAUCUUGCAGAGCAGACAAUAUCCAACAAUAGCAAAGGAUUGACUGUUGCGAUAGUGCGACCAAGUAUAAUUUCUUGCUCGCUAAAAGAACCGUACCCUGGUUGGUUGGUACCUUUUUCUGGACAAGCAGGUAUCUUCGUUACUAUCGGCAAAGGAAUUGCAAAAGUACUAUUGGGUAAGAGAGAUGUAAUAUCAGAUGUAGUACCUAUUGAUUAUGUAGUCGAUGUGAUAAUGUGUGCCGCGUGGCACGUCACGCUACACAUUAAUAAUGAGGUCAAAGUUUACAACUGUACGAGCAACGCACGUUCCAUCAAACUUGGUGAGAUCAUAGAUACGUUCCUGGAAUGUACCAGAGAAAAACCGAUGAACGAUACGUUGUGGUAUCCGAGUUGCACAGUAGUAGCAAACAGAUAUGUUUACAAUGCACUGAAUAUACUUCUAAAUGUUUUACCUGCGUUUGUCAUAGAUAUCUUUUUAAGACUUCAAGGUGGUAAACCAAUGGCAAUGAAUAUGAGCAAAUAUUACAAUAAGUUGGUCAUAGCGACAAGCUACUUCAAUUCGAAUGAAUGGUCCUUCAAAAGAGAUAACACUACCAACAUGAUUAACAAGGUGAAUACAUUGGAAGACCGAAAUAUUGUUAAACUGGAUUUGCAGGAUAUGGAUUGGAAGAAAUAUUUAGCAGAUUACCUGGCGGGACUUAAGAAAUUUACUUUGAAGGAAGACACUCAAUCUAUAAACACAGCGCAGCAACGGUUAUCGAUAUUUUACAGGAUUCGUCAGAUGACUAAAGGAUUCGGUAUAAUCAUUUUAUUUCCGAUAAUGUUGGUAAUAAUACUGCUAUGCACUGACUAUUUCAAUGUUAUGUUUUCCGCUUGAAUCAAAAACAAAGUAUAUCGAACAUUAUGGAAAAGAGCUUUAGAAUAGGAACAUGUCGCUACAUAUAAAGGGUGUCCGGCAGAGUUAUAUAUUAUAUACUAUACAGUAAAUAUAUGAUAUAUUCUUCGAAUAAAAACUGCGGAAAAAUGAAGUUAUUUGCCGAUAUUGUGAAUAACACACAUUACAAAUUGUUAAAAUAUAUUAAAUAUACUAGAUACUUCAGAAUACUUUAUUGCGUGCUUGCUAGCUACGACCGCAUGCUGGCAAAUAAUAAUGGUUAACGACUAACUAGAACAAAAGAAGAAAGUAAGGCGAGCGCAUUUCCGCCGAGAACAUCGAUCGCGGUGGUCACGCUUAUACAUUUCUAUUUUUAUUCGAAUACUUCGAUACUACUAAAUGGCGGAGUAGAGACUGCCAAAUACGCAUAUACAGUGCUCUCUCAAACAACGUACGGGUAGGACACCGGUUGACCGCGUAGAAUAUAACCCGUGUAGUUACAAUGCUCCCGCCCCGUCUUCCCUUUCCACAUAAGCUGAAGUACAUAAUCACAUACACACAUUUAUAUUUUGCCGAUGCAUGUGCAUAAUAUACACUAUUCUAAAUUUACACUCUCACGAUCACUCGUUAUAUUCUUCAAUAUAGAACGAGCAGCAACAUUGAAUUCAGGCAAUUGACAAACUGUUUACAGAAGAUAAGGAUUUUUUUUCCGCACACAUAUAAUGAAACUGUACUUUGCAGAGACACACUGCUUGUUGGAUUUCUCUUCAAGUUCCACAUCAGUUCGCUAUGUGUUCGAAUUCGGUGCCACGGCUUCUUGUAUGCAAGAAAAAGAUCUGAGGUAUUAUGUAGUUCACACGAACGAAUUCGCAUUUGUUAAAUGUUAAGAUAUUAACAAUGUACUGGAUCUCGCAACUACCAUAAAUAUUGCGAGCAUCGUGAAGUUAGAAUCGAUCGAUCAUUCGAAACCAUUUUCAUCUUCAUAUUCCCUUGUCUCUGGUACAAAAAUCUUUAAAAUAUACUUCAAAAAUAGCAAAUGUUUACAUUGUAACUAAAUAGUCCGUUUGCACCGUGAUUGUUCUCACUUCGUAGACGUAGUGGAUCUUAUCGUCAAGAUAAUUUAAGUUCGAAACGAUCUGCACAAAUGUACGCAGUGUGGAAUGAAUCUUUGAUUGCCAGCGCCAAAUGUAACAAAGAUCCUUCCAUAACAACAUACAACGAUUAGGUUGUGUGUCAAUGAUUGACUUAUUUGUAUACGUGUCAUUUAAUCCAAUCCAAUCAAUGCAUGAUUGCCAUCAAUAUUUUCGAGAAAGGGUUGCUAAUUUCCUUAUUGACACUGGAAAUACCAACAUUGUCUAAAAUCUCACAUGCAUUGAUUCAGGAAUCAUACUUACGUACGAUAAAAUUUUAUUGAAGUCCAUCAUAUCAAUGCAAAGUUUCAGUUAUUGUUAAUAAUGAUCUUUCCAUCGCCGA
Molecule: messenger RNA, 3215 nt
Organism: Bombus pascuorum
Lineage: Eukaryota; Metazoa; Arthropoda; Insecta; Hymenoptera; Apidae
Product: fatty acyl-CoA reductase 1-like
Exons: 8
Coding region: 198-1745 (515 amino acids)
Biological process (GO): long-chain fatty-acyl-CoA metabolic process
Cellular component (GO): peroxisome
Molecular function (GO): alcohol-forming very long-chain fatty acyl-CoA reductase (NADP+) activity
Source: RefSeq, a predicted model, not a curated record